This is a messenger RNA of Symsagittifera roscoffensis, 1293 nucleotides long. RefSeq lists its product as uncharacterized. NCBI's taxonomy places the organism in Eukaryota, Metazoa, Xenacoelomorpha, Acoela, Convolutidae. The transcript has a single exon. Bases 1 to 1293 code for a protein of 430 amino acids. The record is from RefSeq and is a predicted model, not a curated record.
AUGGAAGAACAAAGCAUACAAGCAAAAGAGACUGAACUAGAGACACCAGAUCAAAGUAUAGAUGGAAUGGAAGGGAGGACAACGGAGUCCACACCGAUGCCAAAUACAGAAGAACAGGAAAAGAAAACCAUAGAAUUCUCACCAAAAGGAAAUGGAGAAGAGGCGACAAAUACACCAGAGACGUUAAAAGAUGACUCACAAACGAAGAGAACAUCAUUCAAAGAGCGGAUUGCUGCGAUGGUCGGAAUGAAGCCACGAGCCAAGGAGGAGAUAACUGCAUUGACCGAGAAAAGCAAAACCUUUGGGAAAAUUUCCACGAUAACGUUGGAAACCAGGAAUGAUAAAGAAGAAGCCACGCAAGAAGCGACAUCUAGCCAAGAUAAACGAGCUGAUGGAUCGAAAACAACUUCAGUAGAGCUGGGAGACUUAAAGACAAAAUUAAAUAAAAAAGACAAAAAGUUAAAGUGCAGUGAAGAGGACCGCCAAGAGCUGAAAAAGGAAAUAAGACACAACAAAAACGAGAACCUGGAGAGUUACUAUGUCUUAGCAAAGGCCACGGAAGAAAAGCUACAACAGAUGUCGGACGAGGUAGAGACUACCGACAAAGAGCGAGGAAAAUAUAUCAAGAAGGAUAUGGAUGAAAUGAAGAAACGGUAUGACACCGUGAAUGAGAAGUUGUUGAACCUAGAGACCAGAGUGGAUACUAUGCGCAAGGAUCACGCUGAAAGUUCUUGUGCCAUACAGUAUAAACUGGAUGCACUCAAGAGAAACUCUAUAGCACAAGAUAAUUUAGUGGCAGACAAACCACAGGGACCUAGAGUUGACUUUGUAGAACCGCAACGGAAGAAAAGGGAGUCGACACCGUUACCCCGGAUUUCAACGAGCAUAGGGGCAGUAGGGUCCAAGACUACUAUGAUUAGUGGAACCUCAAGCUCGACGAAUGCACCGGUGGACUCGAGUACUCACACAGGUGUAACACCUGACGCCAUGACCAAGGCGAGUACCUGGGAAAUGAUGAACAGGACACUUAAAGCAUUUGCAACAAGGAAUACAGAUUCGAGUGACAGAGGAUGUGGUAAAUCCAGAAAGACCUUCAAGAAAUCAAAAGAAUUUAAAGACGACUCGGAUGGCUGCAUUGACACCUGGGUAGAAGUCAUGAGACUAGAUCUAGAACAGGACAAACUGAAGGACGAAAUGCAGGCCUGCACAGCAAUACUAAGCAAUCUAGAAGGCACAAAGUGCGUAGUAGCAAAGAACGAGGAGGAGCAUGGUACAGCGGACAAAAUCUUCUAG